AUGCGUGAUCUCGGCAGCUUUGUGUCGCACGUCUGGAGCCUCUACGCGACCGCUUGGCUCCACGCUCUGCGGUAUCCCGACGAGCCGCCAGUUGUGCCAGCCGGCGUCCUCGCGCGACUGUUUAUCUUUCUCCGUAUUCCUCAGGAAGCCUUGAGCGUCACUGUGACGACGACCAUGGCGACGACGAUCGACGACGCGUGUCCGAUCUGCUUGGAGAACUUUGCCUCUGCGACCGUCUUGGAGCUGGCGUGCGGUCAUGGCUUUCACGUAUCGUGCUUGCGUGACUGGCUGGCGAUCACACCGCGCUGUCCGACGUGCCGCGGAGCACCCGGAUCGAUCGCACUCCAUGUCACUCCAUAGAUAGAUCCGAUGGUUCGCACAAUAAUGGCUCGGUUAACAAAGUGACGACUGCAUCGUGAA
This is a messenger RNA of Saprolegnia diclina VS20, 420 nucleotides long. RefSeq lists its product as hypothetical. The transcript has a single exon. Bases 1 to 360 code for a protein of 119 amino acids. The record is from RefSeq and is a predicted model, not a curated record. Lineage: Eukaryota; Oomycota; Saprolegniomycetes; Saprolegniales; Saprolegniaceae.